Messenger RNA from Bipolaris sorokiniana ND90Pr, 3545 nucleotides. RefSeq lists its product as uncharacterized. NCBI's taxonomy places the organism in Eukaryota, Fungi, Ascomycota, Dothideomycetes, Pleosporales, Pleosporaceae. Bases 30 to 3545 code for a protein of 1171 amino acids. The record is from RefSeq and is a predicted model, not a curated record. The transcript has 9 exons.
CACCCUGUUUCUCAUAGUCUAUCUAUACCAUGGCUACAUUAACUGUUCCCCAAUCCAACGCGUCCACCAAUCUCUGGACUGAGGCUAUAGACCAGUUGCCUGCAGAACACAAGCACGGAAUCAACUUUGCCCAAUAUGAGAAGAUCGACGUUCUCAAAGACUUACGUGAGAAAGCCGAAACAUCAAGAAAUCAGUUCAUGAUAUCGAGAUGGAAGUACACUCGCAAGAGCGGAGAAACAGUCAUAAUUAGGGAUGUUUUGGAGAAAUUUCUUCGAUGGCUUGAUAUGUUCAAGGGGAUUGGAGAUGUGGCUAUUCAGUACGACCCCACACAUGCUACGCUUCCUUGGGCGGGUAUUCGCCUCAUCUUGCAAAUUGCUUUGAACGAUACCAACAAAAUGUCCUUGGUGAUGGAAGAUCUUACUUGGAUAUCUGAGCUGAUUUGCCGCUACACUAUCCUAGAAGCUCUGUAUAUCUACGAUUCAUCAGCGGCUCAUGAAGCGCUACAGAGAGCUUUAGUUAAACUUUAUUCAAAAAUUCUUCUCCACCUAUCUAAUAUAACAGCAUACUUUGGGCAGGGGACUGCAAAACGAUUAAUAAAGAGCACUGUUCUUUCCGAAAAUUCGUUCGAGUCAACUCUGGAUGAGAUCCAUAGAGCAGAAGAACAGGUAAAGAACUGGAUAUCUUUGGCCGAAAGAAAUGAUAGUAUCGAGAAAAACGAUAAGCUAGCAGCUCUACUGAACUCCAUGAAUGGGCCACUGAAAAGAAUCGAUCGAAAUCUUGAGCAUGUGCAAGACAAUCUUGAAAGAUCGGAGCGCACGAAGAUUCUUCAAUGGCUCUCCUCUGAGCCUUAUAUGGGAUACCACAAACAAGUCAAGAAGGAUUUUCUAGCUGGGACCGGAAUGUGGCUUCUAGAUGACGCUAUCUUCAAGAAGUGGAAGGAUGACAGCGCAUCUUCAAUUUUGUGGCUCCAUGGGAUCGCUGGAUCAGGCAAGAGUAAACUUGUGUCGGUCGUAAUCGAAGAUGCGAUGAAGAAUUUCAAGGCUCGAAAUAGCCCGCAACCAGUAUUCUUCUACUGUUCAAGAAAUCCAGCAGAGCCUUUACGAUCGAGCCCCAGGGGGAUACUUGCUAGUAUUGCGCGCCAACUAUCAAACAUAGAAUUGGGGAUGCCUCUUCUAAAACCUAUAGUCGAUAUGUAUCAGAGUGAAGAGAGCCAAGGGUUUGCGUCCGGACAGCCCGAGAUGACAGAAAUUUGCGACCUUAUCACGGAGCUCAUCGAAAUCUACCCCCAGACAACGAUCAUCAUAGAUGCCAUGGACGAAUGCGAUAUAGGGACGCGAUGGGAGCUACUUGAGUAUCUGGAGGCGAUUCUCAAAAACGCAUCUAGCCUGGUCAAGAUUUUCGUUUCGAGCCGAAAUGACCAAGAUAUCGUAUUGCAGCUGAAAAACUACCCGAAUCUGGAGAUCAACUCUAGGAUGAAUGAGAGCGAUAUUGCACGGUUUGUCAAGAAUGAGACAGAACAACUGGUUAAGCGUAGAAAGCUACUAUGCCGUAGCAAUUCGCGAGAUGAGCUCAAGGAGCUGAUUAUUUCCAAAACGACUGCAAGUGCUCAUGGAAUGUUUCGUUGGGCUAGCAUGCAAUUGCAAUAUCUUUGUUUGUUCACUGAAGAUGGCGACAUCAGAGAUGCCAUGGGCCGACUUCCCCCUGAUCUGCGUGAGCAGUAUAACCAAGUCUACAACAAGCUUUCAACAAUGCCAGGCGACUAUCGACAGACCAUUUUCAAAAAUGCUCUGUGCUGGUUGUUAUCAGCCCAAAUCACGCUCCCAACCGAUCAGUUCCUGGCCGCGGUAACGACAAUUCCUUAUGGAGGCAAAAAAACACCGGUCUCUCAAGAAACGAUUGUUGAGUACUGCAACAACUUCAUCGUUCAUGACUCACAGCUUGAUACGUUUCGUUUCGCACAUCUAUCCGUGCGAGAAUUUUUGGAAGAAAGACCUGAGUUCAGCAAACCAUCAUCCAACAGCAUGAUUGCGGAAGCUUGUCUCUGGACUGUUCUUUGUAAAAGAUCAAACUCAGAAGUCCAGAAGCUCUUCCGUCAUAUUGGCUGGAAACUCGAGGUUGAGCCCUCAGGAGUUAGGACAAUUGAAGAUUAUGCACGAUAUUACUGGCCUGCUCACGGUCGAGCAGCAGGAGCUUGCAGAAAAUCGGGCAACUUGAGGGCCGUUUUGAAGCAUCUGUUCUUGGAUGAAAAAGACAAAGGGGAUACUUCAUCCAUGGCUCUCUUGAUACAAGAUGUUCUCGCUGGUCAGAUUCCAAAUGAUUAUCGUUACAUAUUGACAAAACAUUGGAUUUGGGCCUGUCGACCCGGUAGCGACUCACCACCACAAUCUCUAGGGUUGUUUAUCGCCUGUGCUUUUGACCUCGAGGAAUUGGAAAAAGAACUUUUUGUCAGCGAAGCGCUUACAGCACCUUACAGAACUGCGGGAGGGCGAAGUCUUGGAGGUCUCGCGGCUAGAAAUGGAAGCCUCAUGAUACUUUCUCAUCUGGUUGCACAAAAGGAGUUUGGGGUUUCGCGUGCUAUAGAGGUGUUGGAGGAUGCUCCUCCUGAAGAUUGCAAAUAUGUGGCAAUGAUCCUCGUCGAUCUGUGGAAGGUAAAUGAACAGAGUAAGAGGACGAUGUUGACAGCGACUGUUUCGAAGAUUUCCCUGGAAGCGAUAGAAGCUUUGCUUGACUCAUGGGAAGACGUCGAGAUUACACAAGAGAUGAUUUUGGCAGCCGUCAGAAGAAAAGAUCGAUCUGUUGAGGUGACCAAAUUCCUUUUGAGUCGGAGGAAGGAAAACGUCAGAAUCACACAAAACAUAGUAGAAGAAACUAUAAAGAAUCAUGGAAACACGAUCUUUUUAGCUCAGGUUCUUCUAAGUCAGGGCAGGAAAGAAGGUAUGAUAGCACCAGAUAAGUUCGAUACGAGAAUCGAAUGGAGCUCCGAAUUCCUGAAAUGGGUGGGGCUGCUUCUCGAUGAAGUAGGCGAGGAAUUUACAAUCACCGAAGAAACAAUCAGGGCUACAGGCUUUCGAGAUGACAGCAGUCGACUGAUGGAAUACCUCCUGCGUCGGCGGAGAAAAGAUGUACCAAUAGCAACAUCGGUAAUGAUGCACAUCCUAGGCCGAUCCAAUGGAGAUGUAGUAAGAAUGCUUCUCGACCAUUGCGAACUUGGUAGCUUUAUCAAAAAAGAAAACAUCAACGUCUUUCGACAAUAUGGGGGUGACGCAAAAGAGCUGAUACUUCUCUUGGGUCAUCACCAAGGAGGCUUGGUCGACAUGCUCUUGAACGGCGAUAAAAAGGGUUAUAUGACUGAAGACCUAGGACGGAAUCUUCAUCGUAUCAUGUUUGAACAUAGUGGUGGAUGGAUAUACUGCAAACGGAAAGACGACGGGCGCCCCUACAGCGCGCGCUCUUUGCCCCCGGCGGCUCCUACAGAGAGCAGGUUUUUUUUAGCUCUUUCUCUGGCUGGUCUGGCUGGUUUUUGGUUCGUUUUGGCUAGGGGUUGA